Molecule: messenger RNA, 632 nt
Organism: Cydia amplana
Lineage: Eukaryota; Metazoa; Arthropoda; Insecta; Lepidoptera; Tortricidae
Exons: 4
Coding region: 60-629 (189 amino acids)
Cellular component (GO): cAMP-dependent protein kinase complex
Molecular function (GO): protein kinase A regulatory subunit binding
Source: RefSeq, a predicted model, not a curated record
AUUAUCCGAGCGUUUAUUUAAUCAUUUAUCUUAUAUCUAUUUGCAAUUUAUUUUCAACGAUGGAUUUAAAGUCCGAACCUUAUCCUGAGCUGCAGCCUAUAGAAGAGGUGGCUCUGGACACCGUGGUGUCAGUCAUGAACAGAGCUAAGGAACAGUUAGGGGAGAGGCAGACGCUGAAGGAACUUGCACGCUGCCGUGAACUCUUCGGCGGUAAACCCAAGCUGGACGUGACCGGCCUCCGAGCUCCCCUGGCCCUCACAGCAGAACAGCUCAUCGACGACACCAUCAGAUACCACUGGAAGCUGACUCACCUCUUCAUGUUCAACAUCAACUACAAGAACACUUCCAUUGAUGAAACUUCUCAUUACUACUACUAUGAGGCCAUAUUCAGCCAGCCUACAAUCAAGUACCCCAUACCUCAAGCAACAGCUACAGUCUACUUUAGGGUUCAAGAACAGUACACUCAUCCGUCCAAAAACGCGCCAGUUCCUGUGAUUAAAUUCCGGGUGGAAAGUCAGCGAACUUCGCACGAUAUCCGCUACGUGACGCUGCUCCCGGAAUGGCUCCUCGCCAUCAUCAAGAUGAAAAUCACGCUCUACAAGCGUAUUGAGGAAUAUAACAUUUUCUGAGGG